Messenger RNA from Betta splendens (Siamese fighting fish), 3789 nucleotides. Its product is annotated as probable C-mannosyltransferase DPY19L4. Gene Ontology annotation, cellular component: nuclear inner membrane. The transcript has 19 exons. The record is from RefSeq and is a predicted model, not a curated record. Gene Ontology annotation, molecular function: mannosyltransferase activity. The coding region runs from base 230 to 2530 and encodes 766 amino acids. NCBI's taxonomy places the organism in Eukaryota, Metazoa, Chordata, Actinopteri, Anabantiformes, Osphronemidae.
AGCGUUAAUUUCAGUCCUCCACACUCAACGCCACCAAACGCUGCUGCCGCAACCUUGGACUCAUUCAGUCUAGAAUAGAGAAGCCUGCGCGUUGCGCCGCCACUUCAGGGAAAGCGUGGAAACGUUAUCCAUCGGGAUAUUGGGUUGAGUUCCAGAAUAGCUGUUAGCAGAUAGCAUGCUGCUAGCUCAACACACCAGAAAACUCCUUUCUGAUUAAGUUUCCCUCGUCAUGACUGAGUUAAGAUGCCGGAAAACAGAGACGUUAUUAGGUGAUAACGAAGAGACAGAGCAACAACUCGAGCCCCUGCUGCAAACUGAACAAGACAAUGAGCCCGUGGAGGCAGAAGAUGAGGUGAACGUGUCCAGUGGUGGAGCAGAUGACAGCUUGCAGCAGAAAGAAGAGGAGGAGGAAGCUAAAGGGGAUGCUGCUGAUGGAAAGGACGGACCAAACACAACCGGGGCAUCUGUCAGAGGAUCUACCUCGAGGUUUCUGCAGCGGCUGCUGAGGGUGUUGUUCGGUUGUCUAGCAGCUGUUGCCUGCGGAAUGCUUUAUGCUGUGUAUCUUUCUACAUAUCAUGACAGGAAGUUCUGGUUCUCAACUCGACAGGAGCUGGAACGUGAAAUCACCUUCCAAGAAGGGAGUGGGCUGUAUUAUUACUACUACAAGCACAUGUUGGCUGCACCGUCUUUUGGAAGAGGGUUUUAUGAGUUGAUGAUCGAUAACAAGACGGUCUCAGGUCAGACCAUCAAUGCAGUGGAGCGUCUGUUCUUGUAUCCAGAGCUCAUCACAAGCUUCCUAUACAGAGCCUCAGACAUCCAGGAUGUCGUGGAGCCGAUCUACUUCUAUAUUGGAACGGUCUUUGGUCUCCAGGCCGUUUACGUCACUGCGCUGUUUGUGUGUAGCUGGGUCAUGAGCGGCACCUGGGUCUCUGGCAUGUUGACUGUAGCGUGGUUUAUCAUCAACAGACCAGAUGCAACCAGAGUGGACCACACGAUUCCUCUGCGGGACAACUGGGCGCUGCCUUAUUUUUCAUGCCAAGUGGCAGCUCUGACUGGGUUCCUCAGUAACAACAUCAGCUCUGCCACUGAGAUGUUUUGCUAUCUUGCCAUGAGUGCCACCACCUUCACCUUCCUCCUAGUGUGGGAACACAGCCACUAUGUUCUUUUCAUCCAAGGCCUCUGUCUUUUCCUGCUGGACUCAUUUGACCUUGUACCGUCACGUAAGAUGGCUGACAUCCACAAAGUCUACCUCAGCUCCUUGUUCCUGGCCUACUUGUUCCAGUUUAAGAACCCGACGCUGCUCAGCUCACCGCUGCUCAGCCUCCAGAUUGGCUCAGUGCUCGCGAGGUAUUUCCAGCGAAAGAUGAAGAUGGGUCCCCUUGUGGCCCGGGUUAUGAAGCUCUUCCUACAUUUCCACCUGGUCUUUACCACUGGCAUCACUUUCACUUAUUUGGUCAAGAAACUUCUACCUGUAAGUGAAGGCGACUUCAUGUUAAAGUUUCUUGAAGUCAAAUUUGGACUUAACACAACUGUUGAUUUUGUCACCAACUUCCUCUUGUGCCAAGAGAGUUUCCAGACACCUGGGCAGGAUGUGUUCCUGCGACUGACGCAGGCCUCAGUUCUUCCUUUCUACUUCCUGGUGCUCACUAUCUGCCUGCUGUCCACCCUGCUGACCAUUUACAGAAGACUCAGUGGCCAACCAAUGAAAACUAAUCUCAAACUGGAAGAUGGACAAAUAGGAGAGCAGCCUGAAGUCGUCUAUCAUGUUUUUCACACCUUGCUCUUUGGAGGCCUGGCUCUGAUGUUUGACGGGCUGAAGUUUCUAUGGACGCCUUACGUAUGCAUGUUCACUGCCUUCGGUGUGUGUUCUCCAGAACUCUGGAUGACCGUGUUUAGGUGGUUCAGACUAAGGUCCAUCCACCCUGUGGUGCUGUCUUUGAUCCUGAGCACUGCAGUUCCUACCAUCAUUGGCUUCAGUUUAUGGAGAGAGUAUUCCCCUCGAGUCCUAGCAGAGCUGGCUGAUCUGCCGGAGUUGUACGACUCGGAUACGUUUGAGCUGGUCAGCUGGAUCAAGUCACAGGCUCCAAUGACAGCUGUGUUUGCAGGAAGUCCGCAGAUGCUGGGGACAGUGAAGUUAUGUUCAGGUGCAGCUGUUACCAGUUUACCACUGUACUCGGACAUCGACCUGCUGAGGAGGGCUGAAGAUAAUUAUCAGGUAUAUGCAAUGAGAUCUGCAGAAGACAUAUAUAAAAUUCUGACGGCUCAAAAGUCAAACUAUGUGAUCAUCGAGGAUUCGAUUUGCAAUGAGCUCAGUCUUAACAAGGGCUGUAGGAUCAAAGACCUGCUCGACAUAUCCAAUGGACAUGCUGUUUAUGACAAUGGGGAGAUUUACACCUUCUCCAAACAUGGGAGAUUCUGCCAUGAGAUAAAGAUGAACUACUCUCCCUACACAAAUUACUUCACUAGGGUUUUCUGGAACCGCUCGUACCACGUUUACAAAGUCAACUCUGUCAUCUCCUUUCAGUACUGACAGCGGUUUUGUUGCUGAGACUCCUGCUGAGCCUUCACUGAACUGGUCUCAGCUCUUGCAACAGAAAGUCUUCUUGCAGCCUGUAGAUCAAACACGUCCACUUUUUUCCGGCGUGUAUUGCGUAACUGCAACAGAGAAGCAAUGCAAUGGUUGAGGUAGAUGGGAUUUAACAUCAAUCUAAGUGGACUGCUGUACUGUGGUUUUCUAAGCCAUGGGUAGUUACUGUUUCUGCAAUGAAUUUAAUAAGGUGUAGGACUAAAAUGUGUUCACUUUGUGCAAAGUCAUGAGCAGCUGUGGUCCCUGAAAUAUUUGAACUGUCUUACCAUGUGAUCAUAACUUGUUAUUCUGAGAUACUUUCUGCUCACUGUUGCUUAGAAGAGUCACACACCUUCACUUUUGACAGACUUUACAACUUUGUAAUUCAUCUGGAACAGUAAACUUUUGUAUGCAAUGAUGCAGCAUUAUUUACGUAUGAGUGUAUUGAAAGCUCACAGAAACUGAUAGUCAUCUUUUUAGGUUUAUUGUUACAAAUUUACAAAAGUAAAAUGUGCAAAGAGUGAAGGAAGUGAAUCCUUUCUGCAUUUUUCCGCUUGUUGGAAUUCUCUGUUGUCUUAAAAUGACAAACCUUGCUUUAAAUGUUCCCUGCCUUUCUAACCUUUAGGAUCUCUGACUUACUGUUCCCAUGAAAGUAGCCCUGAUCAGACACAGACUUACCUACACCACUGUAUGUUAGCAUGAGCAGCAUUUAUUGUUGUUACAUGAGAGAAUCAUUUUUAAAUUGCUGACAUGAAAUCCUAAAUGACCUUAAAUUGUGGCCAGCAAUAAUUGUUACACAAUCAUUUACCUCUAUUUAUCUAAAGCUAUUGUAACCUAAUGGUUUAAUCUAAUAAGGCUUAUUAGUUACUGGGGAUCGCAGCUUUGUCUGCAUUGAUUCAUGCCGAUAACAUUCUCAUCCAGUGUUUGUUUAUUGGCUGUCGUCCUUAAAAUGUAGCUGCUUCUUACAGGGAGGAAUUCUUGGCCACUAAUGUUAUGAGCGAUAAGCACUUGGUACAACAGUAUUGUUCCUUCUGUCUUGUGGCAGCCAGUGAAUGUAUUGUAACAUACUUGUGAUAUGUGCUUCACACUUUAAGACACAGAAUCGUCAGAAUCACAGAGGUGCCUGGCUUGAUGGAAGGUUUCUCAUGUUCAAUCAUUGGUUGAACUACACCUGGAACAGAAUCACACUUCUCAAUAAAGCGAGUGGAGACGGCAAACAAACA